GCUGGGCGGGCCUGGCGGAGCCAUGGCGGCCGUGCGGGGCCUGCGGAUCUCGGUGAAGGCGGAGGCGACCACGACCACGGCGGAGCCGCGCGGCCCCGAGCCCGAGCCCAUGGAGGUGGAAGAGGGCGAGCUGGAGACCAUCCCUGUGAGGCGCUCGCUGCGGGAGCUCAUCCCGGACACCAGUAGGAGAUAUGAAAACAAAGCUGGAAGUUUCAUCACUGGAAUAGAUGUAACCUCCAAGGAAGCAAUUGAGAAGAAGGAACAAAGAGCUAAACGCUUCCAUUUUCGGGCUGAGGUGAAUCUGGCCCAGAGGAACGUGGCCCUGGACCGGGACAUGAUGAAGAAAGCAAUUCCUAAAGUAAGACUGGACACCAUUUACAUUUGUGGAGUGGAUGAGAUGAGUACCCAGGACAUCUUUGCCUAUUUCAAAGAGUAUCCUCCUGCUCAUAUUGAGUGGCUGGAUGAUACCUCAUGUAAUGUGGUCUGGCUUGAUGAAGUGACAGCAACACGGGCUCUAAUAAAUAUGAGUUCCCUGCCUGAUCAGGAGAAAACAAAGAGCAGAGAAAACAAUAAGGAGAAGACAGCUGAAAAAAACAAGAAAGAAAAACAGGAGGAAAGCUCUGAUGAUGAGACAGAAGAAGGCGAGGUUGAGGAUGACAAUCCCAGUGAUGUGGAGUUGGAUGCCCUCUCCCAAGUAGAAGAGGAUUCUCUCCUGCGUAAUGACCUUCGCCCUGCCAAUAAACUGGCUAAAGGAAACAAGCUGUUCAUGAGAUUUGCUACUAAAGAUGACAAAAAGGAGCUGGGAGCUGCAAGGAGAAGCCAGUAUUACAUGAAAUAUGGCAAUCCAAAUUACGGAGGCAUGAAAGGAAUUCUUAGCAAUUCUUGGAAGAGGAGGUACCAUUCCCGGCGGAUCCAUCGGGAUGUGAUCAAGAAGAGGACGCUGAUUGGCGACGAUGUGGGCUUGACUCCUCCCUAUAAACAUCGGCACUCUGGCUUGGUAAAUGUUCCUGAAGAGCCCAUCGAGGAGGAGGGGGAGGAGGAGGAGGAGGAGGAGGAGGAUCAGGACAUGGAUGAAGAUGACAGAGUGGUGGUGGAGUACCGGGAUGAGCUGCAGGCUUUCAAGCAGUCGCGGGAGCGCAGCACCGCGAGGAGAUCCAGCGCCAGCGCCUCGGACUCGGAUGAGAUGGACUAUGACCUGGAACUGAAAAUGAUUUCCACCCCCUCGCCCAAAAAAAGCAUGAAGAUGACCAUGUAUGCAGAUGAGGUGGAGUCACAGCUGAAAAACAUUAGGAAUUCCAUGCGAGCAGAUAGCAUAGCCACCAGCAACAUCAAAAACAGGAUUGGCAGCAAAGGAUCCUUGGAGAAAGUUGCAGAUGUGAGGCUCCUGUUGGAAGAGAAACGUCAGAAUAACUCUGGGCCACGGCAGACAAACAGCACUGUCAAAUCAGAUGUGAGGCAGAGACUGGGAAAAAGGCCACACUCUCCAGAAAUCAAAGCUCCAAGCAGUACCUGUGCUCCUCGUCGAGAACCAAUCUCAGAUGUGCACAGCAGGCUGGGAAUCCCCAAACAAGAUGUAAAAGGCCUCUACUCUGACACCAGAGAGAAGAAAUCAGGUAAUUUAUGGACCAGACUGGGGUCUGCUCCGAAGACACAGGAAAAGACUCCAGAGAAAGCUGAAAACUCUGUGGCAUCUCCAGAGGAGGAUGACUCUGAGCUGCAGAGGGUUUGGGGUGCUCUCAUUAAGGAGAAAGAACAGUCCAGGCAAAAAAAGAGUCGCUUGGAUCAUUUACCCUCCCUACAAAUCGAGAUCAGCCGGGAAAGCAGCUCUGGCUCAGACUCUGAAUCAUGACUGUUUUCACAGCCUGACCCUCCUGGUGGUGACUCCGCAGCGUGGCAGGAUCCCCUUUGCCCAAAAGCUGGACACUGGCAAAGACUCUGCAGUGAAGGUUCCAGAAGUGUCUCUGUUCCUUUUCUACAACAAGAGAGGCGUAAACCACUUGAAACUUAAAGCAAAGCUGUUUUUCUGGAGUCUGUGGCUGGCCCUGUGCUCCGUAGGGCAUUGUCAUCUCCGCUGAUGACAGCAAACCUGUAGUGAAUUGUAGCAAAACAUUUUCUCCCCCAAGCUUUGAACUUAAAAAAUGAGACAGAAAUGCUCUGUAUUUUAAGGAGACCUUUUCUGUUCUUGAUAUUUUCAUCAUGGAGGCUUUUAACAAAAUGUUUUACACACUUCAUCCAAAGAACAGGGCAUUUCAUGAUCCAGAUCAUUGCCUUGCCCUUCUGGCUCUUACCAGCACUUUUCCUUUCCUCUUGAAGUAAUAACAAUAAAGCUUCCUGGGUGGGCAGCCAGCAAGGAUAAAGCAUGAAGGGAUUGAUUAUCACAUUCCCUUCUUCCAACACACUGAAUGUAAAUCCAGGUUACGCAUUUUAUUACAGUUAAAAUCCAUGUAGUUAUCCCAGUGGCACCACCAGAAUCCAAGGAAUCCUGCUCAUUUAUUUUGGUGAUGCCACAUUCUGCUGUAGCAGGGAUUGAGAUAUUCAGGACUCCCAAAGUGGAUGUUUGACAAUUGUGUAAAUCCCUGAGGGUUUGGGUUUUGUUUUUUUUUUGCUAUUUUUCCACGAGGAGAGAUUAUAUUCCUGUCAUUCCACCUGGAUUAUGUCCUGAAGCAAUCCAACAGCUGGAAAACAUUUUUAUAUUUGUGAGAAUCUUGCUGUUGGUCACAGUGAAAGUUCUAGUGUGUUCUCCUCUGUGCUGUUCUCUAUCUAUAUAGAAGUGAAAGAGAAAAAGAAAACUUUAGAACCACUGUCUCCUGUCAAUACUUUGGAUGUUCUUCCUGUAUAGUACACGUGGAUGUGGACAUGGGUGACUUAUUCCAUUCAGCUUUUUUAUCUGCACAUUUUCAUCCCUCCCUGGGUAGGACAAGGGUUUGAUCAAUGUGCAACUGCUAUUUUUUUUCUCAUGUUGCCAGUAAUUCUGAGUGAGGAAUAAUGCAGCACAUCACAUUCAGGUAAACAACAGGUAGCAAAACCAUUUUAAUAUUCUGAAAUCUGUUUGCAUUGUCCUUGAUCCUUGGUUCUGUCAGUCCAAAAUAUCUGAACUUCUCUCCCCAUUUCUGCUUUUUAACAAGCAAAUUUUUCCUUUUUUUUUUUUGCCCCCUCCCUGUUUUUGUACUAAGUUGAAGUAGGUUUGAGGUUUCAGCAAGGAAUCUGCAAAAUUAACUUUUCUUACGCUUUAUGAUGUGUGAGGAUAGCAAUAUGUCAAAUGAAAGGUCAAAUGACAGGCACAGCGACUGGAGGGGCAAGCUGGGGGCUGGCCAGGCUUCAAGCCUUACUCUUUCCUUGUUUUGGGACAUUCAUCCUUGAUUUUAUAUUUAAUUAUUGAAUAUAUAAAUGUCUCAUAAAAGUACUGUUGAGAGAAACGCCUGCAAUGUCUGAUCACUGUAAUAACUCAUUUUAAACGUGUGCUUUCAUUAAUAUCCUCUCCCCAAGCUUUCCCAGAGAACCACACCCAUCUCUCCAGAUCCUGAUAAAAUUGAUUUCACCAAUGUCUUUUUGCCAGUAAAUCUUUGUAUUGUGUCAC
Molecule: messenger RNA, 3577 nt
Organism: Pseudopodoces humilis (Tibetan ground-tit)
Lineage: Eukaryota; Metazoa; Chordata; Aves; Passeriformes; Paridae
Gene: NCBP3
Product: nuclear cap binding subunit 3
Cellular component (GO): nucleus
Molecular function (GO): RNA 7-methylguanosine cap binding; mRNA binding
Source: RefSeq, a predicted model, not a curated record